AUGGCCGACCGGAGCGGCCAGAUGCUUGUUCUCAAUAUCAUUUUUAUGACACUUACCACGAUUACCGUUGCCCUCCGCGUUUAUUGUCGAGGAUGGGUUGUACGAUCGUUUGGGGUCGAUGACCACCUCAUGGUCGUCACUUGGAUUUCCUUUACCGCAUACCUCAUCUCUCAGCAAUUCGGUCUUUCAUACGGGACCGGGAAAAGCCGUGAUCUAUUGACUGAUAGUGACAACAGAAAUGCGCUCCUAACGUGGUAUGUGUGCGAAUUAUUUUACGUCUUCUGCACUUGUGUGGUGAAGGUAUCCGUUGGAUUUUUCUUAUUACGCCUGUCAGUCGAUAUGAAACAUAUAUGGAUCCUUCGGCUCUCGAUGGCAUCGACAGCGAUCUUUGGUGCCGCGUUCUUCUUCGUUGGCGUUUUUCAAUGCAACCCUAUAUCUACGUAUUGGGAAAUAUAUCCUGGAUUUGAAGGCCGCUGCAUCCCAGAAAGGACCAUCGUCAUCAUGAACUAUGUUGCUUCAUGCUUGAACUGCAUUGCGGAUUGGACUUUCGGGAUCUUGCCUGGCUUUAUUGUCUGGUCUCUGAAUAUGCCGAUGAAGAGCAGGAUUCUGGUUAUUGGUCUUCUGGGGUUUGCUGCCAUUGCGAGCACAGCCACGCUUGUCCGGUACAAGUAUGUCGAUUCUCUAUCAGAUGGCCCGAACUUUCUAUUUGCCACCGUCGACAUCGCAAAUUGGAGCACCGUCGAAGUCGGCAUAGGCAUUACUGCCGCGUCCCUCGCGACUCUCAAGCCUUUAUUCAAACUUAUAAGCUACAAAGCGGGCCUCACUGAUAGUGGACCAAGCAAUCAUCAUUGGCGGGGCCGGAGUGGCGAAGGUCGUUUCCAGUUGGGUUAUAUAAGAAGCACCAGCGCGCCGCCACCCGUCCCUCCAAAAUCACCACGGCUGAGAGUAAAUAUUAAAGAGAACACCAAUGAUUCUAUAGCUCCAUAA
Molecule: messenger RNA, 987 nt
Organism: Trichoderma asperellum CBS 433.97
Lineage: Eukaryota; Fungi; Ascomycota; Sordariomycetes; Hypocreales; Hypocreaceae
Source: RefSeq, a predicted model, not a curated record